AUGCGUCCACGGCCUCAAUACGCUCUGCUGGACGAAUGCACAUCGGCAGUAUCUAUCGACGUUGAAGGAGGUAUCUACCAAGCAAUGAAAGACAACGGAAUCACACUGCUGACUGUUACUCAUCGACCGAGCUUGUGGAAAUUCCACACACAUUUACUACAGUACGAUGGUGAAGGUGGGUACAGACUGAUCUCCUUGAACGAUUCGACACUGGUUGAGCGAUUAUCAUUGGUGGAUGAGAAGCAACAGAUCGAGCAAAAGCUUCACGAUGUGCCACAGAUGAAAGAACGACUUGCAGAAUUGUGCCAGGUAAAGUUCACCUGA
This is a messenger RNA of Haemonchus placei, 324 nucleotides long. Lineage: Eukaryota; Metazoa; Nematoda; Chromadorea; Rhabditida; Trichostrongylidae. The record is from the annotation of a GenBank genome assembly.